Peromyscus maniculatus bairdii (prairie deer mouse) is the source of this 1089-nucleotide messenger RNA. RefSeq names its product olfactory receptor 8C8-like. Lineage: Eukaryota; Metazoa; Chordata; Mammalia; Rodentia; Cricetidae. Gene Ontology annotation, molecular function: G protein-coupled receptor activity; olfactory receptor activity. Gene Ontology annotation, cellular component: membrane. The record is from RefSeq and is a predicted model, not a curated record. Gene Ontology annotation, biological process: G protein-coupled receptor signaling pathway.
AUGCAAGCAAUGAAGCAAAUGGCCAGAGAAAGUAACUCUUCAGUGACUGAGUUCAUUCUUAUGGGAUUAACAGUUCAACCAGAGCUCCAGCUGCCACUGUUUGCACUCUUCUUGUUAAACUACACAGCCACUGUUCUAGGAAAUCUGAGCUUAGUGAAUCUCAUUUGCCUAAACUCACACCUUCACACUCCCAUGUACUUUUUCAUCUUCAAUCUGUCCUGCAUUGAUUUCUGUUAUUCAUUUGUUUGUACUCCAAAAAUGCUGAUGAGUUUUGUUUUGGAGAAGAACACCAUCUCCUUUACAGGAUGCAUGACUCAGCUAUUUUUCUUCUGCUUUUUUGUCAAUUCAGAGUGUUAUGUGCUGACAGCCAUGGCCUAUGAUCGCUAUGUGGCCAUCUGUCAGCCCCUCCAGUACACAACUGUCAUGUCCCCUAAGAUCUGUGGUCUGCUGAUGUUUGGUUCUUACUUGAUGGGUUUUGCUGGGGCCAUGGUUCACACAGGGUUUAUGAUCAGGCUCAGCUUUUGUGAUUCUAACAUCAUCAACCACUACAUGUGUGACAUCUUCCCUCUUCUCCAGCUCUCCUGCAGUAGCACCUAUGUCAAUGAGCUUGUGAGUUCUGCUGUUGUUGGAACAAUUAUCAUUUUAUCUAGCCUAAUUAUCUUAGUCUCAUAUGCUAUGAUCCUUUUCAAUAUCAUUCAUAUGUCAUCAGGUAAGGGUUGGUCCAAAGCCUUGGGCACUUGUGGGUCUCACAUCGUAACUGUUAGUCUCUUCUAUGGAUCUGGGCUACUUGCUUAUGUCAAGCCAUCAUCUGCUGAGACUGUGGGCCAGGGAAAAUUUUUCUCAGUGUUUUACACUCUUGUGGUCCCCAUGCUGAAUCCUCUCAUUUACAGUCUCCGGAACAAAGAUGUCAAACUUGCUGUGAAGAAAACCAUGAAAAGAAUCACAGCUGAAUGAACAGUGAUGGUUCCUUAUCCCUGCCCCACUGCUUUGGCAUGUCCCUCUCUCUUCUUUGUCUUUCUCAUUACAUUUCUCCUGUUCUGUUUUUUCUCAUCUAUAUAUAGUCUGGGGAUUUCUACUGUAAUCCCUCAU